Messenger RNA from Brienomyrus brachyistius, 2378 nucleotides. It is a transcript of the gene lrrc3ca, whose product is annotated as leucine rich repeat containing 3Ca. Gene Ontology annotation, molecular function: protein binding. Bases 723 to 1517 code for a protein of 264 amino acids. The transcript has 4 exons. NCBI's taxonomy places the organism in Eukaryota, Metazoa, Chordata, Actinopteri, Osteoglossiformes, Mormyridae. The record is from RefSeq and is a predicted model, not a curated record.
GCUGCGGCCGCUGGGUGCAUUUGCAUCGCCGCGGGCGAACUGGGCGUGCAGCUUUUCACGGAGGAGCGCGCUCUGGAUGCGGGGAGGGCGCGACCACUUUGAAGACUCGUCUCUCCCCCAUCCCGCUCUGACUAAAUACGGAGGGAUCAGAUACCAAGAAGCGGCAAUUUGUAUCGUUUAAAAAGAGUGAGAUAACGGGGCAGGGCGAUAAAACUAGAAAUCCAAGGCAGUGCCUUCAAAGAAGAAAAAGAAGUUUGUUCAGUCUGGCCAUAGAAGAUGCUUUAACCCACCACAUAAUAAUUUGACUAUACGAUUUUUAAAUGGAUUGAUAUGAUUACGACAGCAUUUAUCCAAUGGCAACGCAAAACGGACACCAAGGAUCUAGCAUUAUUACCAAGUCAUCAAACGAUACCUAACACAAGAGAAAAUACUCCUGCUAUCUCUCCGGUGGUCUUCGGAGAAAGACUGUGUCAUCGUAGCAUUUUUUCCCAUUUAAAUACGAACUUGGAGGGUGUGAGAGCCUGUUGCUUUCUGGAAACGUACCUACCUUAAAUAUCAGGGUUUUCCCCUCACCUCCUGUCUUCCUGCACCUCUUCCCUCACACGUCACCCCCAAGCCCCCUCCCGCUUCCAGACCGGCUGGAGGAGUGUCUCGCUCAUACCCUCUGCCUCUCCCAGCUGCUUGGGGACUGAGUCCUCCCAGGAGCAUGCCGGUAUCCCAUCAUGCCACUGCCCGCAGACCGGCUGCUGCGCCACUCGGUGGUCACGUGUCUGCUGCUGCACAGCUUGGUGCUCAUGGCCUUCUGCUUCCACCAUGCGGCCACCAGCUGCUCCAAGAGGUGCUACUGCUCCGAGAGCGAGACCUGGGGGAAGACGGUGCGCUGCAGCAGCCUGCGCCUCACCGAGGUUCCCCAGGACAUCCCUAACGACACCCGCCGCCUCUACUUGGACUUCAACCUCCUCACCACCAUUCCAACCAACACCUUCCUGGAGCUCCCUUUACUCAGCGAGCUUGAUCUCUCCCAUAACGAACUGGUCCAGCUGGAGCCCGGGGCCUUCCAAGGCCUCACAGAGUCCCUCCAGGUCCUGGACCUGUCCUCCAAUAAGCUCAUGACGAUUAACCCGGAAGCCUUUGCACACAUCCGGGCCCGCGCCAACCUCACCUACAACCCGUGGCACUGCGACUGCAACCUGCAGAGGGUAAUGCCCCUGCUCGACCUGGAGCCCGCCUCUCUAGCCGGCAUCGUAUGCCAGACCUCAGAACCCGAGGACGUGGGGGCCCAGGGGACACCCUUCCUGCUGGCCAAGGACCUGGACCUCUGCGUGGUGCUGAAGAAGACCACCGACGUGGCCAUGCUAGUCACCAUGUUUGGUUGGUUCACCAUGGUCAUAUCGUACCUGGUUUACUACGUGCGGCACAACCAGGAAGACGCUCGCCGCCACCUGGAGUACCUCAAAUCCCUGCCCAGUAAGCAGGGCAGGUCAGAGGAGUCUUCCACCAUCAGCACUGUGGUGUAGGGCAGGGAUUCUCAGCAUUUCUGCCCAUCUGUUGCCCGUUACAAAGUGUUGGGGGGGCCCCCCGGGGGGGUCCUCCUUGGCAAUUUUUGCCGACCAUCAGAAAGUUGCUCUCGGUAGUGUUUUUUUUUGGCUGGCAAAAUGUAUUCACCAAACCACAUUUGCCUGAUAUAGAUUUUGGGCCCACUAGAGGCUGCUUGCGGAAACCAUGGACCAGCAGUUGAGAAACCCUAGUGUAGGGGAACCUGGAGCACUGGGGGGGGCAGCCUCUGGACUCUGGGGUCCUGGUGACGCAAUGAGCCGGUUGUACCGCAGCGGCGGCUAAACAUGGUUUACCUUUGCACUGGUGUGGAGGGUGUAGUGCCUCCGAGAGCCCAUGUAGGAAGUAGCGGGCUAUCUAAUUCAGAUUAAUAAUUCAUCCCGGAGCAGCCUAUUAAGAUCCCGCAGUGGCUGAGUGGCUCCCCUACUGCAUGUGCUCAGGAAGUGAAGACACAAACCACAAGGGUCUCGUGGCUGCAGUGUUCGCUCAGUGCUCCAUCUUGGAAAGCUGCUCGAGAGGCCAACCGAGAUUCCUGGCAAUUCCAGCAAUACGUUCCCCCCUCCCCAGGAGUAAAGACUGACCGCACACUUAUUAUCUCCCAGAGCCCUCCUUCCAGUAUCAGAUUGUCUUUCCAUAUAUUGUCAUGGUGAACCAAGAUCACACAUGUAUGAACUGGAUGCUGCCGUGUUCAUGUCUCCAGUCAAUCUUCCUUUUUUUGAUUUUUUUUUGUUGCAUUGGAUACAGUGUUUAUAACAAGUUUUAACUUUAAUGUCAGUUAAAAUGUAAAUAAACCAAACGGAAGCUUCUCCUCGUCCGUCUUGUGA